AAGAAAUGAAAACUUGAAAAAUCUCAGUUCUCUUCUCCUCAGCAGUGCGAAAGUAUUCAAUUAAUUGAAAAGGCUGCCCCAGCCUUUAUCCAUUUCUAAUUAUAUUUGUUUUUGCGUGAAUUCUAUUUAUUUUCUGCGUACAUUGUAACAUUUGCAUUACACUCCUCCCCACACCGAUACCGACCGCCGCCGUCGCGCCGUCAACUUAACAACCAGGAAAUCGAACAAAUUAUUUGCUCUUGUGCUCGGAUUGUUGUUAUCUUAUUAUUUGAAAUAAAAAAAAAAAUAAGAAUUCAAAAACAGACUUGUUAUCAAAUAAAUAAUAAUUCAAAAAAAGGAAAACUGAUUAAUUGCUAAAAAAUAUAAACGCUAAUCGGAAAUACGAUGUGAAAAAAGAUCGAAUUCCUCUGAAUUUUUCAGUUUCGACUUUUUCUUUUCUUUUCCGUUUUAUUUUUGGUUUAAUUUUUGCAGCAGAUAAAAAAUCAGAUAUUUGUGAUUCGAGUCCACAAAUAAGAAAAUAAAAAACAUAAAUUAAAUCAAAGAAUUUCCACACAAUGGAUAUUGUUGGUUUAAUUAGAUCUUCGUACCGAGAUUACGGAACCAUAUUUUCCGAUACGUGGAUUCAUUACAUAUCGCUGGAAGUCCGAACAACGGCGUUUUUAUGUAUAUCCCUCGGCAUCAUAACUUGUAUUUUAGUCGUGUGGUAUGUUCUCUACAGAAGAUGGGCACGCAGCAAAGAACGCGACGCCCUUUUACUUGCUCAAAACUCAGACCUAAGUCGAUUGCGUUUUCGGAAACGUGAUAAAAUGCUCUUCUACGGACGACGUAUGUUGCGCAAAGUAAAGAACGUAUCUGGCCAAGUGUACAACGGCCAAGGCCGCAAACGAAAGGCAGUGAUGGGUUUUGCAAAAAAAAUCCUCCAAAUGCGAGGAGAAAAUAUGCCAAUGCAACUUAAGACUGUCGAACCACCAGCCGAGUAUCUGGAAGAAAUGAUGGAAGGAAGUGAUAGAGUUCCACCUGAUGCUCUCUACAUGCUCCAGAGUAUACGCAUCUUUGGUCAUUUCGAGAAACCCAUCUUCCUCAAAUUGUGCAAACAUACAGAAAUUGUCAACCUAGAACCUAAUGAUUACCUUUUCACAAUCGCACAUGACGACGAUAGUGUGUUCAUUGUUCAAUCAGGGUGCUUACAUGUGUUCAUCAAUAAUGCAGAUGGGAGCACACUGUCUUUGAAGACUGUAAAGAAGGGAGAGUCGGUUACGUCGUUGUUGAGUUUUGUCGAUGUGCUGUCGGGAAAUCGGAGUUUCUAUAAAACCGUUUCGGCGAAAGCAGUCGAAAAAAGUCAGGUCAUCCGUCUUCCCAUGAAGGCUUUCAAGGAAGUCUUCGAUGAGAAUCCAGAUAUAAUGAUCCGAGUGAUUCAGGUAAUAAUGAUUAGACUGCAACGUGUCAUCUUCACUGCGCUACGCAACUAUCUGGGUCUCACAUCGGAGCUUGUUCAGAAUAAUAUGCGUGGAAAGAAAAGCCAUAUCAAUGUGAAGACAUCGCCAGUCCAUAAGCGUUCGGAACACUUUCAGCACACACUUUCGGACUCGUUUGUCCCACCAGAUAUGUUAGCAGACCUUGGCGACCCACAGCAUUCGAAUGCCUUGGGCUUGAGUGCCAGUAACACAGGCAAUCGUCGUACCUCAGUAUCAAACACAGAGUCCAUCGAUGUGAAGCUGGUUCAUUCGUCUGCCGUUACUAGUUUCCUCAAAGAACUUGGUCUUGGUGAGGAUGACCGUGGUAUGUUGGAUGGAAUAGUUGAAGUUCGAGAAGUCGAAGCCGGUACAACGAUUGUCUCGGAAGGCAGUAUAGAGGAAGUAUGCCUUUGUUUUGUUAUGACCGGUUGUCUCUCGGUUUAUCAGAAUGCCGCUGAUAUUCCUCGAGUGGUUAAGAAAAAAGAUCAAAGUGAGGUAUUUAUUCACACGGUUCAUCCAGGAGAGAUUGUCGGAGGACUGGCCGUGUUAACUGGAGAGGGGAGUGACUACACCAUUCGAGCUAAACACCCGAGUCGAGUUGCUUUGAUAUUGAGACCUGCUGUCUAUCAAAUAAUGCGUGAACGUCCAAACAUUGUUCUAGACAUAGCAAAUGGUGUAGUUCGACGACUCUCACCUCUAGUACGUCAAUGUGACUACGCAUUGGAUUGGAUAUUCCUUGAGUCCGGUCGAGCUGUUUACCGUCAAGAUGAAGUGAGCGAUAGUACUUAUAUUGUGUUAAGUGGACGUAUGCGUUCGGUUAUUACCCAAUCGAGUGGCAAGAAAGAGAUUGUCGGAGAGUAUGGUAAAGGCGAUUUGGUUGGUAUCAUCGAGAUGAUAACAGAAACUCCCCGAACAACAACUGUAAUGGCUGUCCGAGAUACUGAACUGGCUAAACUUCCCGAAGGACUUUUCAAUGCAAUCAAACUACGCUAUCCAAUUGUGGUAUCGAAACUUAUAAGCCUGCUCAGUCAUAGAAUUCUAGGAAGCAUGCAAUCUCGUACAUCAGGUUCGGCUCCACUGGAGGCUAAUCCUGUCACACAUAAAUAUUCAACGGUGGCAUUGGUUCCUGUGAGUGAUGAUGUGCCUUUGACUGCAUUCACCUAUGAAAUAUAUCAUUCGCUUUGUGCAAUUGGACCAACAUUGCGUCUGACAUCAGAAGUCGUGGCCAAACAAUUGGGCUCUCACAUCCUAGAAGCCAGCAACGAAUAUAGGAUGACAUCUUGGCUGGCACAGCAAGAAGAUAGAAAUAUUAUAACCCUGUAUCAGUGUGACUCUUCGUUGAGCCAAUGGACACAACGAUGCAUGCGUCAAGCCGAUGUGAUAUUGAUCGUCGGCAUUGGUGAUCGCUCACCAACUGUGUGUAAAUUCGAACGUGAGAUCGACAGACUGGCAUUAAGAACCCAAAAGGAACUUGUAUUGCUUCAUCCGGAAGCAACGAAUGCAAAACCAUUCAAUACCCUACAAUGGUUGAAUGUACGUCCCUGGGUCACGAAUCAUCAUCAUAUUCAGUGUCCUAAAAGAAUGUUCACACGAACUAGUCAAUACCGAAUUAACGAUCUCUACGACCGAGUUCUUAAAUCAGAACCAAAUAUGCAUUCCGAUUUUUCACGACUCGCUCGUUGGUUGACUGGAAAUUCGGUGGGACUAGUUUUGGGUGGCGGUGGAGCUCGUGGCGCCGCUCACAUUGGCAUGCUAAAGGCUAUUCAAGAGGCUGGUAUUCCCAUUGACAUGGUCGGUGGGGUGAGCAUUGGUGCCCUAAUGGGUGGAUUGUGGUGUGGUGAUAGGAAUAUCACAACAGUUACACAGAAGGCUCGUGAAUGGUCAAAGCAAAUGACCAAAUGGUUCCUUCAAUUGUUGGACCUGACCUAUCCCAUUACAUCCAUGUUCUCUGGUCGAGAAUUUAAUAAAACCAUUCGAGGCACAUUCGGAGAGGUUUGCAUUGAAGACUUGUGGAUUCCAUUUUUCACUCUAACCACCGAUAUAACAGCAAGUUGUCAUCGAAUUCAUACUAACGGGUGUAUGUGGCGCUACAUUCGUGCCAGCAUGAGCAUAGCUGGAGUAUUUCCUCCAUUUUGCGACUACAAAGAUGGCCAUUUACUCCUAGACGGUUGCUACACAAACAAUGUUCCAGCGGAUGUGAUGCGAAAUCAAGGAGCAGCGCAUAUCAUAGCAGUAGAUGUAGGAUCUCAAGAUGACACUGAUCUGACAAACUACGGAGACGAUUUGUCUGGCUGGUGGUUGUUGUACAAAAAGUGGAAUCCAUUCACUUCACCUGUGAGAGUACCCGACUUGCCUGAUAUCCAAUCUAGACUGGCUUAUGUCUCUUGUGUGAGACAACUUGAGGAAGUGAAAAACUCUGACUAUUGUGAGUACAUUCGACCACCUAUCGAUAAGUACAAAACUUUGGCAUUUGGCAGUUUCGAUGAGAUCCGUGACGUUGGAUAUGUUCAUGGGAAGAACUACUUCGAGAAUAUGGCCAAGGCCGGGCGACUAGGUCGCUUCAAUCAAUGCAAUAAAGAGCCACCAAAGAAACAGAAUCACUCGCUAAGCGAGUACACAUUCAUCGAUCUCGCACAAAUCGUUUGCAAGCUUCCCGAAACCUACACCGAUAGUAAUUUCCUAUAUAGCGAGGACGAAGAAUUCGAUGGAUAUAUUUCAGAACCUUCCACUUUCCAUACGAAUGCGGAAUCUGCCAUGAGAAUCAAACGAACUGGAGGCUCUCUAUCUCUCUCCGAAAACGAAAUGGAUUCGGAUUUGGAAAUUGAGUUGGGUAUCAAACGAAAACGUGAGAAAUCGCGUAGCUUAACGCAAACACCAAUAUCAGACCCGAUGACAACUCCAUCUUCUGAUCAAAGUGACAGUUUUUCGCGGGGCAUUGCCGUGGCCGAUGCAGCGAGUACAAUCGAAGACCUUCCUUCCGACAACGAUCCAAAGGCAAACAGUUAGGUGAUAAGAAAACAUUUAUACAUUUAAUAUUAUGAACCUAGGAAGUAACAAGAACAACCGAUGAUGAUGUUAAAAAUAAGGACAGUGUCGAUGAGAAAACCAGAACAAAACAAAGAAAAAGAAAACAAAAACGAGUAUGACUUAGACUUUAUUUUUUCAACAAAAUAUACAAAUAGUUAAAUAAUAAUAAAAAAAUGGUAAUGUAAAUAUUUAGAAGAAAA
Molecule: messenger RNA, 4681 nt
Organism: Eupeodes corollae
Lineage: Eukaryota; Metazoa; Arthropoda; Insecta; Diptera; Syrphidae
Gene: sws
Product: neuropathy target esterase sws
Exons: 12
Coding region: 555-4460 (1301 amino acids)
Biological process (GO): phosphatidylcholine metabolic process
Cellular component (GO): endoplasmic reticulum
Molecular function (GO): phosphatidylcholine lysophospholipase A1 activity
Source: RefSeq, a predicted model, not a curated record